AUGUCAGGGAACUGCUCCAAAAUGUUUCCUGCUCUAAAUUUGCUUCUCUUUCCUCAUCUGCUCUUACUGGCAACGACUUCAUAUUCUCACUCACUGCCACUCAGCAACGAAACUGAUCACAAUGCCUUGCUAGCAUUCAAGGCAGGUCUAAACUACCAGUCAGAUGCACUGGCCUCAUGGAACAUAACCACUGACUUGUGCAAGUGGCGUGGUGUCAUGUGCAGCCUCAGGCAUAAGCGAAGGGUAUUGGCACUGAAUCUCUCCUCGACUGGGCUUUUUGGGUACAUAACCCCUUCCCUCGGGAACCUCACGUACCUGAGAAGUUUAGACCUCAGCUACAAUCUGCUACACGGCGAAAUCCCACGGGCGAUUGGCCAGUUGACGCAAAUGUCAUAUCUUGACUUGUCAAAUAACUCACUCCAAGGUGAAAUGCCUUGGACAAUUGGGCAGUUACCACAGUUAACUUACCUAUAUCUAUCAAACAAUUCACUUCAAGGGGAGAUCACACAUGGCCUGUGGAACUGUACUCACCUUGUAAGUAUCAAACUUGACCUGAACAAACUCGAUCGAGAAAUCCCUGAUUGGCUUGGUGACUUGCCAAGGAUAGAGACCAUUUCAAUAGGGAAGAACAGCUUCACUGGGAUCAUCCCACCAUCACUUGGGAACCUCUCAUCGCUGCGGAGAUUAUACCUCAAUGAAAACCAGCUGAGUAGCCCAAUCCCUGAGAGCCUUGGCAGGCUUGGUAAGCUUGAGGCAAUAGCACUGCAAGUAAACCAACUCUCAGGAAACCUUCCAACAAUGCUCUUCAACAUUUCAUCCCUCAUCCUCGUUGGUCUCCAAAUGAACCAACUGCAUGGCAGACUGCCCCCCAAUUUGGGCAAUGGCCUGCCACACAUCCGAUACCUUAUCCUUGCUUUGAACCAUUUCACGGGAAGUAUUCCAGCUUCAAUUGCAAAUGCAACUACAAUCCAAUCGAUGGACCUCACUGGUAACAACAUUGCCGGAGUCGUGCCUCCAGAGAUUGGAACACUCUGCCCAAAAUACCUGAUUCUUAAUGGAAACCAGCUAGAGGCAACCACUGUUCAAGACUGGGGGUUCAUCACUUCCCUGACAAAUUGCACAAGCCUUCGUUGGGUCACAUUGCAAAACAACAAGUUUAGUGGUGGGUUUUCGCGCUCUAUCGCAAACCUAUCAGGGCAACUCGAAGCCCUAGACAUCAGAUACAAUGGGAUAUCGGGCAAGAUACAAAUUGGCAUUGGCAACUUUCCCAAACUAUUCAAGCUAGGGCUAUCUGGCAAUCAGUUAACCGGCCCCAUACCGGACAGCAUAGGAAGACUGAACAUGCUCCAGUUCUUGACACUAGAGAAUAACCAACUCUCUGGGAUGAUGCCGCCCUCACUCGGGAACUUAACACAAUUGCAGCACCUUUCAGUAGAUAACAAUAUGUUGGAGGGACCUCUUCCAAUGAACAUUGGAAAUUUACAACGACUUGUCAACGCAACCUUUUCGAACAAUGCGCUUUCAGGUCCAUUACCGGGACAAAUCUUUAGCCUGUCAUCCUUGUCAUACGUUCUGGACUUGUCGAGGAAUCAUUUUAGUAGUUCCCUUCCAUCCCAGGUUGGUGGUCUUACAGAGCUCACAUACUUGUACAUCCAUGAGAACAACUUGUCUGGGCUGCUGCCAGAUGCUCUCAGCAAAUGCCAGAGUUUGAUGGAGCUCCGUUUGGAUAAUAACUACUUCGACGAUAUGAUUCCUUUGUCCGUAAGUAGAAUGCGAGGCUUGACACUGCUGAAUUUGACCAAAACAAGCUCACAGGAGGAAUCCCUCAAGAGUUAG
Molecule: messenger RNA, 1836 nt
Organism: Triticum turgidum subsp. durum (durum wheat)
Lineage: Eukaryota; Viridiplantae; Streptophyta; Magnoliopsida; Poales; Poaceae
Source: the annotation of a GenBank genome assembly